CCUCGAGGAACGUCCUGUGGGUGAUCGAGGGGACCUCCUGCGACCUGCCCUGGCAGGCCGCCCUCUUCAAAGGCGAGAAGUUCAUCUGCGGCGGGACGUUGGUGGAGAAGAAUUGGGUGCUGACAGCCGCCCACUGCCACGUCCCGGGCUUCAUCGGCGUGCGGCUGGGGGGCCAGACCCACAAGGACCCGGGUGGCACCGAGCAGUGGCGGUACUCGGCCAAAGUCUUCAAGUACCCACGUUACAACGAGACCACCAAGGACGGCGACUUGAUGCUCAUCAAGUUCCUCCUGCCCGUCCACGUCAACAAGCAGGUGAAACCACUGCCGCUGGCCUCCCGCUGCCCCGUGCCCGGCGAGACCUGCCAGAUCUCAGGCUGGGGGUCCACCACCAGCCCUGAAGUCACCUUCCCUGAGGAUCUCCACUGCACCAAGGUCACCAUUGUCUCGGAAGAGCAGUGCCGGCGCAUCUACUCCGACUCCAUCACGCCCAACAUGGUGUGCGCGGGUGAAUCCCGCAGUCGGGCUGAUUCCUGUCAGGGUGACUCUGGGGGACCCCUCAUGUGUGAUGGGCGACUCCAGGGUAUCGUUUCUUGGGGGCCGGGCAUCUGCGGGGACCCCAAGAAACCCGGCGUCUACGUCAACCUCUGCAAAUACACUCGGUGGCUCCAGGACACCAUGAGAAGGAACUAA
This is a messenger RNA of Haliaeetus leucocephalus (bald eagle), 692 nucleotides long. RefSeq names its product kallikrein-8-like. Gene Ontology annotation, biological process: proteolysis. The annotation marks the transcript as partial. Lineage: Eukaryota; Metazoa; Chordata; Aves; Accipitriformes; Accipitridae. The record is from RefSeq and is a predicted model, not a curated record. Gene Ontology annotation, molecular function: serine-type endopeptidase activity. The transcript is spliced from 4 exons.